This is a messenger RNA of Fimicolochytrium jonesii, 1848 nucleotides long. RefSeq lists its product as uncharacterized. Lineage: Eukaryota; Fungi; Chytridiomycota; Chytridiomycetes; Spizellomycetales; Powellomycetaceae. The coding region runs from base 1 to 1848 and encodes 615 amino acids. The transcript has 6 exons. The record is from RefSeq and is a predicted model, not a curated record.
AUGGCAUCGAAGGAAACUACCGCGUGGCAGGAUAAGCUGAACGAGUUCCUGAGGAGUCGCGAUGAGGGAGAUUGGAGUGGCGGAGCAAUCGGGCGAUAUGUCAAGCCAUUCUUGCCAAUAUCCGCUACUGCCACGGACGUGAUUGCCGCGCUACGGUCGGCGCUUGAGGUAAUUGAAAAUGACCAGUCGUUUUCUGAUGCAAAGCGAAAGAAGGCGCAUCUUCUGGCAAAACAAAAGACUCUGCACUCGAAAGUCCAGUCAGAAAUCGACCGUCCACAGCAGCUGUCCACCACAUCCGCAACCCGCAUUCGCGUUGAAAAGUCCAAGGGCGCUGUGAUUGCCAACAAUGGUGUUGGAAAUAGUGGCAACACCAUCUCAAAUACAUUCACGGCACCCUCUCGGAAGCUCCGCAAGCGAAAGGCGGACAGUAUCACCGGAGGCGGCAGUGUCGACGCCGGCGGCGACAGCGAUGGGAGUACCGACAGGGGCAAGCGCGGUGACAUCAAACGUCUAAUGGGGUCGGCACCGUCAAACUCGUUGAUGGCAAACGGCGUCGCGCUCUGCGGAGUACCCGCGCGCCUGUCGCUCAACUACCCAAUCCUAGGAAACGCCUUGGAGGGCAACGAGUUUGAUGUUGCCGAGUUGCAACCGAUGACGGAAUUGGCCCGUGUCCCGCUGAAGGACGUGAGGGAGGCCCUCGUCAGGCUUAAGAGCCACGGAGCGAUAGAUGUGGCGGCGGGGUUGAACUGCCCGUGGGAUUUGAUGAACCGCGAGGCGGGAGUCGCGGCAACCCUCAAUGGCACAGAAAGAACCAUUGACCGACAGGUCUGGUCCCGAUGGAUGGACUUGCUGGAAGAGCCAGGGAUGUUGAUCCGAUACGGGGAGACCGGAAGCAGCUCGCAUCAAACGGUCCGUGGAGGGGAAACAGUUUGCCUCGUAGACUGGACGGCACGCGGAGACGAGAUCCUAGCUGGCGAAAGCAUCGGGGCAGCGAAAGCCGGCGAGAGAGACACGAAAAUCCGAAAGUCGGCCCGGAGUGCGCAGGACACGGCCGUCCGCUUGUUGUCCCGCACCCAUCGCCGCUUGGAGGUCCCGUGGAUUAUCUUCUUUAAGGAGAUGGCGCUCGUCUUCCUUGUGAAGCCGAUGAACGGGGCAGGCAAUGUGUGCAAGGCCGCCUUUGUCGGCACUGUCAAGAACUUGUACCUUUCGGCGGAGGAAGACAUGGUGCCCGACCUUGUGAACGGUGCUGCCAUCAUGCGUCUUGUCCGCGACCGGCUGGCUAGGAUUCGAGUGGCACUGAACGCCACGCCAGAUGUUAAGGAGCUUGUGGUCCAACCCCUAGCAGGGAAGUCGACGCCAGUCAGCAAGCGCAAGGCCGGAGCAUACCGAGGGGCCCUCCUGAACUACGCGUCGCCAGCAAACUCAGCGGACAUGCGUGGCGCUGCCUUGUCAUCUUUCUCUCCUCUCUCUUCCGUCACGCGUCCUCCUUCCCCGCUUGCGGUGGAGCCAAGCUCCUCGGGAAUGCCUCGUCCGUUGCGUUUUGGCCGUACGAACGCCCCGGCAACGUGUCCAAGCCCUUUGCUUUCUCCGCUCGCAACCGCCCGUGAGCCCAUUGAGCCACAUCCCAUCCCGCAUCCUCAGACUCCCCCGGCAGCUCUUCCCGCCGCGGUAUGGGAGGACGCCUCUAUGCCGGCGUAUGAGCCUUUUGCCCAGGAUACGCCGGAGCGCGCGUGGAGAGUGAGAAUGACGACGCUUGCUGAGGACUCCGUCGUAAGGUCCACCAACAUGUCCUUCGAGAUCUUCUGUGCGGUGAAGGUGCUUGCAAAAUCCUGGGACCGUGCUGCAUGA